Molecule: messenger RNA, 780 nt
Organism: Musa acuminata subsp. malaccensis (wild Malaysian banana)
Lineage: Eukaryota; Viridiplantae; Streptophyta; Magnoliopsida; Zingiberales; Musaceae
Source: RefSeq, a predicted model, not a curated record
AUGGAGAUUAACAGCAUUAAGCUAACAACUACUACUAAAUCAAUUGUAAUCUCCUCAGCCACAGACCAUGAAAGCAAGCAAAAGGUCGAACACAAGUCGCAAGAAUCGAGGCUGAGCAAAACGCACCCUCUCUCAAACCACCACCACCUCCCCCGACUCCAUCACCACGCACCGCUGCCUCAUGACGGCUUCAAGUCUCUUCUUUCCCUCCUCCGCCGCUCCUCCUCUUUCGUCCUCCCCCAACUCCACGCAAGAAUCCUCGAGUCCAGCCUCGCCCACGCCUACCUCGCGUCCGAUGACCUGCCCCCCGCCGGUCUUCCUCUGGAACAAGACCAUCAAAGGGUGCUCCGACGCUUCUGGGAGGCCGUUGACGUGUGCGACCGGAUGCUCGUGCGCGGCGUGCGGCCGAACGAGUUCACCUUCACCUUCGUCCUCCCGGCCUGCGCCGGUGCGCGGUCAGCCUCCGAGGGCCGUAGGGCCCACGGAAACGUGCUGAGCUUCGGGUGCGGCUCCAACGUCUUCGUCGCAACCGCGCUCGUCGAUAUGUAUGGGAAGUGUGGUGACGUACGCGUGGCGAGGAAGGUGUUUGACGGAAUGCCCGUGCGAGGUACCGCGAGCUUUAACGCUCUGAUUGUUGGGUACGUGUUGAACGGUGAAUAUAAGCAAGCGAUAUCCAUAUUCAACCAAAUGCAAGAAUCCGCAGUCCAAUUCGAUGCGAUGACCAUGGUCGGUGUGUUGCAGGCUUGUUCCUAUCUCGGUGCCCUGCAACGAGGAAGAUAG